AUGAAUGAAAGUAACAGUGGAGAAGUCGAUAAUAUUGGCGACAAAACUUAUGAACAUAUAUACGGUAUUGAUAAAAUAGAUACACCUGAAGUUGACGAUAACGAUAGCGAUACAUUUGAAAUGAGCUAUAAGAAUAUGGAUUUUAAUGACAUGGAUUUUGAGCAAACAUAUACCAUGUAUUCGACAUUACAACAGAAGAAGGCGUUGAACGUGAUGGACCAGUUGCAGAAGGUGCAGAUGUUGAACCAGCAAUAUUGUACUGGGAUUGGCCAGUACGAACAGGUGGAAAAGAUGAAACCAGGAUAUGGACGCGAGUCAUCGAAGAUGUUAGAAUCACAACCAAGAGAUGAACCUAGAGAUGAGUUUGAUCAGUUUUUUUCGAAUAAUGAGUCUAAUGCGUUAGAAAAGUUUUUGGACAACUUAGCAAACUCGAAUGGGUCUGCUAACCCAAUGCAUAUGUACAACGACGGUCAAUCAAAUUAUCAGCAUGAUUUCCCUGUCUUUGAGUUGCAUACCAUGAAAGCUCCUACUAUGCCUAUGCCAACACCACCCCAACAUUCAAUAUCUCCGAGCGAUCCCCAAAUGAUCGGCCAUGAUACACACGGCGUAAUAAACAACAGCAAGAAAGUAUUAGCUGACGCAUUCGGUCAUCCUUCGUUAAAAAACUUAACAACUCCCGAUGCGUGCCAAUUACCUACACCAAUGGAUAGUAGGCAAUCGUCUACAUCAUUCAACGUCGUUUCUGAUCACGAAAUGGAUCAAGAUUCAUUUAGUAGUGAAUUAUCGACUCCUCAAGCUGGUUCUCCGGGAGCGAAAAAGCGCAAGAGAUCCUGCCACAAGCCUUUAUUGACAGUAGAACAAAAGCGUCUCAACCACUCUCUUUCUGAGAAAAAGAGAAGGCAGCAAUGCAAAUUGGCAUACGAAAGAUGUUUACGUCUUAUCACUAAUAUUGACGAUUAUACCGAUGUAAAAGUUGAUAACUCGAAGGGAAAAUCAAAAAGAAAGCAAAUUAACAAAGAUGGGUUACCAAAUUUAUCAAAACACACCGCUUUAACCAAAAUUACUAAUGAGAUGAUUAAGAUUAAGGAACAAAAUGAUGGUUUAAAGAAAUUAUUAAACUUGGAAUAG
Molecule: messenger RNA, 1128 nt
Organism: Debaryomyces fabryi
Lineage: Eukaryota; Fungi; Ascomycota; Pichiomycetes; Serinales; Debaryomycetaceae
Gene: INO2
Product: Ino2p
Exons: 1
Coding region: 1-1128 (375 amino acids)
Molecular function (GO): protein dimerization activity
Source: RefSeq, a predicted model, not a curated record